AUGUUGAAGCGUUACGACAAUCAUCACGUUUAUCAAUUAGAGCCCAAAACACAACAACAACUAAUUGCAAUAAAUAUAUUAGAAAGCAAAGCAGAUCAGGAUGCAUACACAUUCGUGGAUAGUGCACAAAUCAUUGGUCAAUCGGUCCAUAUAAUUGUAGCUCCGAAGUAUUUACCACAAUUUAAAAACAUGUUACGUACUGCAAAUUUCACAUAUCAGCUGUUGAGUGAAAAUGCACAAACUGAAUUGGAGGAUCUAGAACUAGAGGAUACUCCUCAACGAGCAUUUGAUUACAAUUGGAAAAAGUAUCAUACAUUGGAUGGGACAUAUAAAUGGUUGGAAAUGUUACAAAUGCAGUACCCACAAUUUAUCACACUUUACACUGCUGGUUAUUCAUAUGAGAAUCGAAAAAUUUUAGCUGUGAAAUUAUCGAAAGGUGCUGUAGGUCCCAGGCGCAGUAUAUUUUUAGAAGCUGGUAUGCAUGCACGAGAAUGGAUUACACCAGCGGUUGUCACAUAUAUACUACAACAGCUGCUUACAAAUACAGAUCGUAGCAUAAACGUUAUGAGUGAGCGUUAUGAUUGGUAUAUUGUACCACAUGCUAACCCGGAUGGAUAUGUUUAUACUUAUACUGUCGAUCGAUUGUGGCGUAAAACACGUAAGCCUCAUAUAAGUGGUUGCUUCGGAGCAGAUCCGAAUCGUAAUUGGGAUUAUCAUUGGGGUUUUAUCGGCAGCAAUAACAAUCCUUGUUCGAAUAUAUAUGCGGGUUCAAGGCCUUUCUCUGAAAGAGAAACAUAUACCUUAGCAAAUUUUAUAUCAACAUUUAAGAAAAGUAUGCUAUUAUAUGUAUCUAUACAUUCGUAUGGUCAAUAUUUAUUAUAUCCAUAUGGGCACACGAACUCUUCCGCACCUAAUGCAGGAGAGUUAAAACAUAUUAUGGAUGCUGGUAUUAGUGGUGUAAAACAACGUUACGGCACAGUUUAUACUGGAGGCAAUAUAUACGAUACUAUAUAUCCAACAUCUGGUACAAGUGUGGAUUGGGCAUAUGGCGUAGCUGAAAUAAAAUAUGCUUACGCAUUUGAACUGCGACCAUCGAGUAAAAAUUAUUGGACAGGUUUUAGAUUGCCAGCAAAUCAAAUAAUACCAACUAGUGAAGAAACUUUAGAUGCCCUCAUCGAAAUGAUUAAAACAAUUGAAACAAUAUAA
Molecule: messenger RNA, 1206 nt
Organism: Teleopsis dalmanni
Lineage: Eukaryota; Metazoa; Arthropoda; Insecta; Diptera; Diopsidae
Product: zinc carboxypeptidase A 1-like
Exons: 1
Coding region: 1-1206 (401 amino acids)
Biological process (GO): proteolysis
Molecular function (GO): zinc ion binding; metallocarboxypeptidase activity
Source: RefSeq, a predicted model, not a curated record